CGAAACAAAGCGGCUGAAAAGACCAGUUGUUGGAAUAAUCGUCCAGAUUAUUUUUCUUCCUUGUCUGUUGUUUUUUUGUUUAUUCCACAUUUCGAGUAUGAACGCAGCGAUGACGGAGGGCUUUUUUCUGUCUGCUCUGAAGCCCAACUCCGCUUGUACCGCCUAUGUGGUUCCUGCGGACGGUCCGUGUCCAGACCCACUGGCCAAAGUUAGAAGGGUCCAGGAGCAAGUCCGGAUGCGGCUGGCUGAAAGAAAGUCCCCGUCCCUGCCCAGGCUGGACGACGCACAGCUUGGAUCAACCGAUUACUGCUUUCCUGACUCAACAAACUUCACCCAUACACAUGGUUUCAGUUCCAGAUCCAUGAUAAACAUUCCUACUCGUAAGCUGGCUGUGUCUACAGUAGCCCCUCACUCCCCUAGGCUGUCCUCUCUCUCUGCUGUGGAGACAAGCUCCAAGGUGAACCAAAAAACAUCCAGUAUAGUACAAAGCAGCUUUCAGACCUCACAGAUGCAUAGUAGAGGCAGACGUUCUAAGUCACUGUGUCAGGAGGACCAGGGGAUGGUACCGUCCACAGGGUUGGUUCGCCCAGAGAAUGAAUCUGUCCCAGUAACCAACCCUCCACCUGGCAACCUGAGGCACAGUCUCAGUGGAGUACUGGCCCAGGACAAAGGUUACUUCCAGGAGGAGGAGCUGCCAUAUCAGUACACGUACAAAGGCCCAUCUCAUCGUACCAUCAGCAGAAUUACCAACAGACAGCAACACUACCAACAACAGAGCUCUAGCCUUGCCCAGGAGGGCUGGAUGGGGAAUGGCCGGGGAUUCUCCGGUGCAUCGGACAGCUGGGGAACCCAGUGGCAGCAGCAUGCAUCCAGGGCCAAUAAUACGAUGACCACUGGGCAUAGUGCAGCUCUCCACCGGGCCGCCUCACUUCACUCUCUGAGGAGUGUUGGUAAAGGAGUGGAUAUUGUGGAUGUGGCAUCGAUAAACAGCAAUGACCCUCUGAGAGAAAUGCAGGGUCUGGACAUGCCUACAGCUGUGAGAUAUCUUUCUGAGUCGGACUCUGCCUUGCAAAUUUUGGGAGCUGCAUAUAUACAGCAUCAGUGUUACCAUAGCAACGAUGCUAAGAACCAGGUCCGUGCUCUACGUGGUGUUCCAGCUUUGGUUCGCCUCUUCUCCAGUGAAAAUCUAGAAGUACAGCGUUACACUACUGCUGCUAUGCGCAACCUCAUCUAUGAGAACGCUGACAACAAGGUCGCCCUGAUAGAGGCUGGUGGAUUAAUGCCUCUUGUAAACCUUCUGAAUAAAGCAGAUGAAGAGCUUCAAAAAACAAUUACAGGUGUCCUGUGGAACUUGUCCUCCAGAGACAGCCUGAAGGAGAGGCUGUCUGCUGAAGCUUUACCACUGCUGACAGAGAAAGUUCUGGUUCCUCUGUGCAGGAACAUCCCACUAAACCAGUCUGAAAGAGAAAUCUUCCUCAACACAACGGGCUGCCUCAGAAACUUGAGCUCAGUCAACGAGAGAACGAGACGAAAGAUGAGAGCUAUGCUCGGCCUGGUGGAUUCUCUGGUGUGCUACAUUCAGCACCAAGAGAAGGGAAACGACAAGGGUUUGGAGAAUUCAUUGUGUAUUAUGAGAAAUCUGUCAUACCAGUUGUACACGGAGCUACCGCCCUCAGUCCGCCUGCCCCUGGAAGGCCCAUCGAGAGCCUCUUCCUCCAGAGAAAUUGAGACCAUUGGCUGCUUCAGUCUGCACAGCAAAAAAAUCUCUGAGCAGCGCAACCCGAAUCUGUCCAUGCUGUCCCAGCCGAAGGGAACCGAGUGGCUGUGGCAUCCUAAAGUGGUGGUAUUGUACAAGCUAGUGGUGCAGAACAGCGACAGCAGUUUGACCAGCUGUGAAGCUGCAAUAGGAGCUCUGCAGAAUAUCACUGCUGGAGAGGCCAGGUGGUCGUCGGUGCUGAGCGGUGUGGUGAUAGAGCAGGAGAGGAUGGUUCCCAUCCUGCUGGAUCUGUUAGACACCAGCAGUGAGAUGCAACUAAAGCCCCUGACUGGCCUGCUGAGAAAUCUGGCCAAACACUCCACAGACAAAGAACAUAUGGCUAAAACUAUGGUGAAUGCUCUGGUGUCCAAGUUGCCCUGUGAUGGCCUUCAGAAGACACCAUCCAGUGAGGUGGUGUUCAACAUCUGCGGGGCUCUUAAUCACCUCGUCACCUGCAGCUCCGUUGCAGCUCAUGACAUUGCGUACUACAAUGGCCUUCCAAAACUGGUGGGCAUCAAGACAUCCCAUUAUAACAGCACUGGGAGUCUGAAAGCUGCCAGAGCUGCCUCGACUGUCCUCUGCAACAUGUUCCAGUACAACAAGCUGCACAGAGUCUACAAACUGAAAGGAUUCGACCGAAAAGACUUCACAGAUGUGACCUUGUAAACUGCAAAAUUCCUGCUGAGCAUUAAACCUCCAGGUUAAAGUCAGAGGGAAGAAAGAUGAAAACAUGGAGUUUUUCUGCACAGUGAUGCUCUGCAAUGGACUGAAAGGAGGAGGAUUAUAAACUGAAGCCUAUGAAGACUUCCCUCCAUCUGAUGGUUGAUAUCACCGCAGCAGCAUGCCUUGAGAGAGAGAAAGAAAGAGAGAGAGAGAGAGAGAGAGAGAGAGAGAGAGAUAGAUAGAUAGAUAGAUAGAGAGAUAGAUAGAGAGAUAGAGAGAUAGAUAGGUAGAUAGACAGACAGAGAGAUAGAGAGAUAGGUAGGUAAGCUGUGUAAAAUGUAUAUAAAAACAAAAUGCGAUGAUUUCCAGAUCUCAUCAAGUCAUAUUUUAUUCCCAGCAGAAGAUAAACAACAUAGAUGCUGAAACUGAGACAUUUUGUCUUGCUGAAACCUGCAAGCUCUUCCCUGAAAGAGACGUCUGGAUGGAAGCAGAUGCUGCUCUAAAACCUCCGUGUACUUUCAACAUUGAUAGAACCAUCGGCACUAAUGCACCCUCCAUACCUUUAGAGAUAAAAAUACCACUUAGCCAGUUCAGGGUGACGGGGGUCUGGCAUCGCCAACGUAGAGAGACAAACAAUCACACAUGCUUCACUCCUAGAGAGAAUUUAGUGACCAGUUAACCUUUUAGGCACCAAUUUUAAAAGUUUUUAGGCUUACUGUAAAUGAGGGAAAAAUGUUGAAUAUGUCGCAGAGUUUAUGAUACUAGAUAUAUAUAUAUAUAUAGUUUUAACUCAGACUUGUCCCAUGCACACAGAGAUUCUCUCUGAAUCUUCUGACAACAUUGUACACUGUUGGGAAUGAUAUAUAGGUUGAUGAGAUUUGUAAAUAAACACUUUUUUUUCAUUUUUCUCAGUGUCCCAACUUUUUAAAGUUGUGGUUGUAGGUAGUCAGUAAAGCGGUAAACGAUGUUUAGUUCUGCAUGUUAUUACACUUUUACCUGUUGUACAUUUUCCCACUAUGCUUUCUUUGAAUCACAUAGUAAGAGGUCUUAUAGAACAGCACAGAAAUAGGAAACAACUACUUUAAAGGCAUUUUGGUAUAAUGCUCAAGGUUCCUGUUUAUGCAUCUCUGUCCUUCAUCGUUUGUCUCUAGUGGACAUUUUAGUGCCAGAUCGGCCAAAAGCAGCUGGAGUUACAACAAAUGCCUUUUAAAAUAAAAGGAACUCAACAAAUUAAGGCUUUAUAAAUUCAUCAAAUCCGAGUAACUGAAGCUUGUUCAGCUCUGGUUUAUAUGAGCGGUUAAUACUUUAACCAACUAAGUGCCUAUCUAUAACAAUUAGUUUAUUAACGUAGCCGUUUCCAUUCAAACUGAGCAGUAACUACAGGCGAGAGGUUGAUCAAGUCAAGCACUGAAGACAGAAGAAGAAAUAUGUAAAUAAUCAUGCAAUCUCUUACAAUAUUUGUAAUAAAAAUAGAAACUGAAUAGGUUUGCCUUCAGUAACAGCCUUUGUUUUCAUAUAAAUCUGUGGUGGGUGUUUUCUGUGGCUCCAGAAUUCAUGAAUUUGUUUUCUAGUUUUGUUUACAAGAAGCCUUUUCUUUUAUUUACUACCCUAAACUUCAUAAAUCCUUUAUGAAAUUAAAACAAAAGUUAAAUGCAAAAAUAUCUGAUCCCCGAAGGGAAAUUUUAAUAAAAUAAAAAGAAGUCUUCAUGCUAAACAUUGUACUUACCACAGCGUUUAUCUACAGCAGCUUUUCUCAUGUUACUAACAUCCCUACCGGCUCGUAGGAUUCACGCUGUUUAUUCCAGACCUGUGAGCUUUGUUUCAUAAAUAAAUAAAAAUGUGAACUAA
Messenger RNA from Melanotaenia boesemani (Boeseman's rainbowfish), 4267 nucleotides. RefSeq names its product plakophilin-3-like. Gene Ontology annotation, biological process: cell-cell adhesion; cell-cell junction assembly. The record is from RefSeq and is a predicted model, not a curated record. Bases 98 to 2422 code for a protein of 774 amino acids. The transcript has 13 exons. Gene Ontology annotation, molecular function: cadherin binding. NCBI's taxonomy places the organism in Eukaryota, Metazoa, Chordata, Actinopteri, Atheriniformes, Melanotaeniidae. Gene Ontology annotation, cellular component: adherens junction; nucleus; plasma membrane.